Messenger RNA from Culex pipiens pallens (northern house mosquito), 2195 nucleotides. RefSeq names its product facilitated trehalose transporter Tret1-like. Gene Ontology annotation, biological process: transmembrane transport. The record is from RefSeq and is a predicted model, not a curated record. The coding region runs from base 394 to 1926 and encodes 510 amino acids. Gene Ontology annotation, cellular component: membrane. The transcript is spliced from 4 exons. NCBI's taxonomy places the organism in Eukaryota, Metazoa, Arthropoda, Insecta, Diptera, Culicidae. Gene Ontology annotation, molecular function: transmembrane transporter activity.
UAAUUUCCAGCCAGUCUCGGUCGGAACGCGUCGCGGAACGGGGCCCGGUAAAGUUUCCUUUUUCGUUGAGUGAAAGUGAAGAACAGCCUUACUCUGGGUGAUUUGCUGUGUUGAGAGGUGGUUCUACGAGCCUCAAGGAAAUCGAAGGAGGCCGGCAAGUGUGCAACGACUGUUUUUUUAUUUGGGGGUGGAAAAGCUUCUUCAGUGAACAAGUUGUAGUUGGCCAUGUGAUUUGAAUUAUUCUAAAAGGAAAAAAAAAGAUACACGUUAAAGCAAAAAACAGUAAAAUUAGUGCAAUUUUUACCCACCAAGUACAUCGAUUUAAAGUGGGAGGAAGAGUUCCAAAAGGAAUAAGGAAGUUCAAGUGCAGCAAAAAAAAAACAAAAAAAAAGGAUGGGAACCGUGGGAAAGCUGGAGCACCAGGCUUCGACGCGGAAAAUGCUGAGCCAGCAAAGCAGCAGCGAUUCGGUGGAGCGCCAGAAACGGUGCGGGGCCUGGGCGGAAAAGUGGAUCGCCGUGAUGUACACCGUCGUUGCUUCCCUGGGUUACGUCUCGGUCGGCACGAUGGUCGCGUGGAGCUGCAACGCCUUCUCGAAGCUGCACGAUUCCGACGCGCAACGGUUCGGCCAGCUGGAGCUCACAGACGUGGAGGAGCUGACGCAGAACCAGAAAACGUCGCUGGCCGCCACGCCGGCCCUGGCCGCGGCCGUCACGUCCGUCGUGACGUACAAGCUGUUCUACCGCGUCGGCACGAAGCUGUUUAUGCUGAGCGCGGCCACGCUCAUGAUUGGGGCGAACUUUUUGCUGACGUUCGGCUCCUCCUUCUGGUUCUUCAGCGUGGGGCGCAUCCUGGCAGGGAUCGGUGCCGGUAUCACGGUCACCCUGGUGCCCCCGUACGUGGACGAAUUCGGCUCGAAGCAGUACAAACCGCUGCUGGACAGCAUCCUGUACGUGCAGUUCGCGCUCGGUAUCCUGGUGCAGCUGAUGUCAGACCUCCUCCCGUUCACGGAGCUGGCCAGCGUCGUCGGGACGACCUUCCCGAUCUUCCUGUUCAUCGGCUUUCUCUUCCUGCCGGAAUCGGCCCGCUACCUGUGCGGAACGCAGCAGGUGAACCGCGCCCGCAGCGUCCUCAAGCGGACGCACGUGGCGAACGACGCGCUGGCCGCGCAGAUCAUGGAGAACAGCCUGGCCCAGUGGCAGCAGCCGGCGGUGGUCGGCUGUAAGCUGGUCAGCGGACUGCGGAAGGCGCAGAACCCGCGGCUAGUGGCGCCGGUGCUGAUGCUGGUCGUGUUCCAGCAGUUUGUCGGGGGUCUGCCGAUGAUGUUUUAUUUGAGUCGGAUUUUCACGCUGACCGAUGGGCAGUACACGCCGGAGUGGACCGCGAUCUACGUGGCGGCCAUCUUUGCUGCGGCGAUUCCGGCUUGGAGGUUGGUGAACUUGAAGAUUGGAGACUACAAGCUGCUGGUUUGGAGUGGGCUGGUCAUGGCGGGGUCCAUGGCGGUUCUUGGAUGGCACUGUCACCGGCAGGCCAUUGAAGGUCACUCGGAUGAGUAUGGGCACGUGCCGCUGGUCUGCUACGGGUUGUACAUCUUCCUGUACGCUAUUGGGUUCCAGCGACUUCCGUGGAAGUGGUUGGACGAUGGAGUCGAGGAUGAACGUGCCUUCCCCGUCCGCACCGUGGCCACCUGCAUCAGUUGGACCUCACUCUACCUCUGCGUCCGGAUUCUGCCCUUCCUGAUUGGCCUAAUUGGCGUCGGGUGGGUCUUCUGGAACAUUACAAUCGUGCUUGUUUUUGCCGUCCUGUUUGUCCUGCUGACCGUGCCCAACCUAGAUCAAAGCGACAUCCAGAGCAAAACCCUGGCCAACUGCAGCAGCUCCAGCUCCUCCGUGUCCAACAUGCAAAUCGUCAUGGAGGACGUGGUGUAGGACGCUUCCGGCAAACUAAAACGAGCCACAAGACUGACCUUCGCCAUCAUCCGUCAGCGCUUUUCAACUCGGAGCGGCUAACGAUGCUGAUUGGAUUAUAUAUUUUUAAGACCAUUUGCUUUCUACUUAAAUUAUACUUCACCGAAGGGAGGGACGAACGUAGGAUUAAAUCGCGACAUCUACUGGUACUUUUUAGCAUAGUUUAAGUUAGGUUAAAAACAUAACAAUUCGUGCAUUUCAAAAUACCAAAUAAACCAAAACAAAUCAAA